AUGAACAUAUUUCAAGCAACUAGGCUAAAGAUUUUACUUCCAGGACAAGCAAGAAGUGCCACACUCACUAGCUCCUCAGAGGCCAUUGACCCAUCAUCUUUGGACUCAGCAAGUAGUCCUUUGCCACAUUCAUUGUCCACGCCCAGCACACCCUCAACCACCAGCUCAACCAGCUCAGUAGACCUAGAAAUCUGGCCUCACAGUUUUCGCAUCCCAUGGGAGAGGAUGCCACUAAAAUUAAGAACAGCAAUUGCCACAGGGAGACGACCUACACCGGCAGACCGUAAACCAAUGAUUAGAAUCACUGUGGAUGAAAUGAGACUUGUUGAGUUAAAUCCAACCAGAGCAGAUUGCCACACAAUAGCCAAGAACAUUGUGAAACAGUACCCAAAAAGUUUUGCAGAUGCACUGAAAGAUGGCGCUAUAAUUGGGAGUGGCUAUGCAUCACUUGUAAACCAGCUAAAAACUUGCAUUGAACACUUGAAUUGUGAUAACGUACUGGCCCGACGCAGGAAGCAGAAAAGGCUUUCAGGCACGCAAACUGUGUGCAAUACAAGAGCGCCAUCUGACCAGUAUGGCUGUGCCAGGUGGCAGCCUGACUGUCCCUCAGAAGAAACAGAAGAUCGUCUGGAGGAAAAGCGGAAGGAAAUGGAGGAGCUUUAUUCAUGUGAGGGGCCAACAGGAGCUGAGAGAGGACAGCUUUCUGAGCUAAUGCAAGCAACAUACUACCUGCAGCGCCGUACUAUCAAUGCUAGCCCAGCACCAUCGAUAGCUGAGCUGAAGAGUAAGUGGCCAUACCUUUUCAUACAGAAGGAACUAUACAAUCACUUCAAGCUACUCACAGACAUCCUAGAAAAAGUGGAUGCAGCGAUGGAAGAAAAAGGAAAGAUGAUCGUGCAAUACUUUCGCCAUAAACCAACAAACUAA
Messenger RNA from Anguilla rostrata (American eel), 927 nucleotides. RefSeq lists its product as uncharacterized. Lineage: Eukaryota; Metazoa; Chordata; Actinopteri; Anguilliformes; Anguillidae. Bases 1 to 927 code for a protein of 308 amino acids. The record is from RefSeq and is a predicted model, not a curated record. The transcript has a single exon.